This is a messenger RNA of Colletes gigas, 5645 nucleotides long. RefSeq lists its product as uncharacterized. The record is from RefSeq and is a predicted model, not a curated record. The transcript has 7 exons. Bases 709 to 2358 code for a protein of 549 amino acids. Lineage: Eukaryota; Metazoa; Arthropoda; Insecta; Hymenoptera; Colletidae.
UGGUGUGUAUGUCGCGUUGAAUUUAAACGAUUCUUCUUGGUGGAUGUACGUUAACUGUCGCGCGUAAAUUUUCUUCCGUUUCUAGAUUCGUUGUCUCGAUAUUCGUUCCGUUUCGAGAAAACACACACACGCACACACACACAGUUUGUUGGCAUAUUUUUGUACCGUAAUGUCGUGACAAGUGAUGCGCGAGUGCAACUCGAAGACAUUUUUCGAUAGGUAUCGAGAAUUUUCAAUGUUUUUCGAGUAAGGUAAUUUGCAGGAACACGUGUGCUCGAAAUUGUUGCCGAUUCGUUGGAGAAUCGAAUCAAGUUGAAGGAAAGUUUAUUGAAAAGAAUGAGUUUCGGAGGUGAUUAAAUGGUUAAACAGUUUGUCGGUUUCGACGUAAAAGACGUAGUAGCACGGCAGACGCGAUCCAUUCGAAAUCCCCGAGUAAACAUACAGUGUCGCGUCCAGGACAAAGUGGUUUGUGUUUGACGACAAAUAUCGAGUGGUUUGGUCAAGCUUGCUUAUACGCUCGCAAGAGUUGUGUCCCCUUCGUAGCUAGCACGUUAUCAGGCGUUUGUCUUUUGACAUUAACAGCGCCAAGAUCGGACUUGCUAUCGUGGGAAUGCGAUUUCCAUCUUGAGGAAAUCCGAUGAUGGCGGUUCUCGGAUUUAAAAAAGAGGCAUUUUGAAAGACAAGUUUUCCCCGUAAACUAGUUUUUCGAUGAAAUCUCCAAAGAUGACAACACCGGUGGAGCGUGGUCUGAUCGUUGUAUCGGUCUUGCUUACCAUUUGCCAGGCCAAUGAAUUAAAGGACUACUGUUCGAUGCAUAAAUUUGACAACUUGCCAGGCGGUUUAAGGUUCACGAAGGAAGUCGUGACGACAGAAUAUGCAAACAUCGGAACAUUCAAAGCCCUUCAUUGCUGUCUACGGGGCUAUAGAAGCAUCGAAUGGUACAAGGACAACAGGGCUUAUCCUUGGCCAGGUGGCGAGAGCCACUUCAUUCUGUACCCAGAGAGCGCGAACCAGACGAUAUACGCGCAAAAGGUGCGAGCCUCGGACGCGGGACGAUAUUCCUGUCGAGCCAGGAACGACACGACCAUCCUGGAAGGAGACAUCACGCUCGCCGUAUUCGGGGAGAAAUCCGGCGGAUACACGGGAAAGCCUCUACCGACGUACAGGCCAGCCUCGCAAUUGGUACCUCUGGGAGGAGCGGCGAGAUUGUUUUGCGAAGCUUAUCUGGGAAAAGUCGAGCUUCCGGAUGCGAAAAAUUCGGUGACCUGGUCCAAGAGCGACAGCAACGUGACGCUUCCGAAUCACGGACGGAUCGCUCAACACAGGGUAUCCAGGGAAAACAAUCAGAUCAUCGGCUCUUAUUUGGAGAUCGAGGACAUAACUUUGGAAGAUUACGGGGAGUACAAAUGCGAAGUUAGCAACGGCGUGGACGAGGAGAUCACGUUACCUGCUCACGUUUACCGACAAGAACCACAGUUCGCGUUAGGACUUCAAAACGGAUCCUGGAGAAAAUCGUUCCUGCUCGGCGUGCUGGUGCUGGUUCUCCUGAUCUCGGCCGGCGCCUUUUACGCCCGUUGCUGGCUACCCUUGGUGCUACUAUGCCGCGACAAAUUCGCCCCGCUCGAACAGAAUGAUGGGAAGGAAUGCGACGCGCUGGUCUGCUACCACGAAAAGGACUCGAAUCUGGCGAUCGGUAUAACGAUACCAACCCUGGAGACGAGGCAUCGGUACAAGUGCACGCCGCUCGAGCUCUCCCAUCUCAAUCAAAAUUGGAGCUUGGAGAUCGGUCCGCACGCUGCUACGAGCCGUAGAAUCAUCGUCGUCCUAAGUCCCGCUUCCCUGGGAAACGUUUGGAACGAGACGAGCGUCGGGGCGAUUCUGAAACAACUGUCGUCGCUCGCAACGCGAACGAUAGUGAUCGUCACGAAAGAUAUACCGGACGUGACGACGAUCGCGAAGCGAUCGACUCGAGGUUGCGAGACCGGUGAUCUUUCCUUGGAUCGUUUGAAGAUCUUGAACUGGGAGGAAUGCGGCGGUGGGACCGGGAUUGGGAGCGGGAUCGGGAUCGGGAUCGGGACCGGGACCGGCACCACCACCGGCACCACCACCGGCACCACCAUCGGCACCACCAUCGGCACCACCACCGGCACCACCACCGGCACCGGCACCGGCACCGCCACCGUCCUCGGUGGUUCGAAUAACCAAAAGUUCUGGUAUCAGCUUCGAUUGGCGAUGCCGCCUGUUCGACCGAUCGGUAACCAAACCGGCUGCCAGUCGGUGGCUAUGAUCGUCCAAGCAAACGGAAAAUGCGGACAGCAAAAGGCUCGAUCGCGCGAGAGUCUCGAGGUGCUCGUUUAAACUCACGAAAGAUCCGAGUAACGAUCGGUUCGUUCGGUACCUGCGGUUUUAAAUUUAUUAGGAUACGAUCAAACUACUCGGAAAGGCAAGGAUCUCGUUCGAAAAGUUCAACUUUCUGGUCCGUUGAUGUAUCUCUGACUUUCAGCAACCGAUAUAUGUAUAUGUGUGUAUCGCAAACCGACCGUCUAAGCUGUGCUAUUCCAACGUCCGUAGAAAGUGGAGACUCGGAGUGCGAUUCGAACCGUCGCGCGUCGUAUCGUCGCAACCGUUCGAACCUAGAAACUCUAUUUCCGAAUUAUGGUCGAAGAACGCUGCGUUUGCGACCUCAAGCACUUUUCUUUCGCUUAGUUACCUGCUUCAAAUCGACAAGCGUUCCUUCGAUCCUUACAAUUUCACGAAUACCAAUCAAUCGUUCUACUUGAAUUGCACAACUUUGCGAGAUAAAGGGAGGGAAGGACCGAUUUUUUUUAUUAAAUAUAGAGCUAUGCCUACUUUAUCGAGAAACUCAAAUCUUUUAAAGUUUUCUUUUUAUUUCGUUCGUUCGGUUUUUAAACGCGUCCCUCCUCCGACCAAUUUAUCACUUAUCUAACUCCAACCACGACCAAAGCAAUGGUUUAUUUAAACAUUGACGAACCGCCACUGUGCGACGAAAUACGUCUUAAUACUUGUAGUAUAAACCGCUUUCUCGUCGAAUCUGAUACACGUGGCUCCACGACAACGACCGGCUUCAAGUUUCCUACCUCGAAACUAUAACUAUUACUUUACCGGGGACAAUUGCUAACGAUUCGACCAACUCCGCGAUACAAAUUACUUUUUCGAUGUCCUGUGUUUGCAAUUUCGUCAAAGUUGGUGCCAACGAUUAAAUAACCUUUGUUCGGAAUGAACGUCGACUUUUUAGACGAUCCAUAGAGACUCUCUCGGUAGUGAUAAAUCCUCUGCGAAUUUAUUUUCUCCGCGCACACGACGGUUUCUAUCGAACAAGAACAUACUACCAGUUCCUAUACUCGAUAGUUUCUCCAUAAAUUUUUAUUUGUUAAAAUGCAAAUCGAUCGAGAAUUGUCCAAAGGUUUGAAAAAAUAUGACUCUUUGUUCGUAUGUAAAGAAAUAGUGUAUCAGGGAUAAUGUUCUUUUCUACCAGCGUUCUUCGUUUUCGAUCAAAAAUACAUGAAUUUUUUUUUAAAGGUUCGUUGGAUGCGCGUGUUUCUCAGUUCCUACAUAAAAUCAGUCUAUACGGCGCGUUCGUGUAUCGUGCAACGACGAUCUAUUACAGAGUUAGGGAAAUGCUGCUGCUGCUGCUGCUGCUGCUGCUGCUGCUGCUGCUGUUUUGUUCGAAAGAGAGCAGCUCCGGACAGAAUUGUUUCGAAGCGAGGUCCGAUGAGGAGAAAUUAAAGCGAAUCUCAUAUUGUUCGUAUUGCGUAAUCGCUCAUUGCGUGGGCUACUUUUCUCUGUUUGUAUAUAUUGCAUACGUAUCGGUGCUCCCUUAUUUAUUUAGUUAGCUAUAUUUUAUUUAUAACCGUUUACAUUGGCCGGUUUUCGAAAUGAAUUCGAAAAUGCACCAACGAUACGCGUUUACUUUACCGGGCACACUUUUCUAAGCAGACUUUACGCGCAAAAUCGUUCUUCUCGAUGUAUGCUCGCCGCGAGAUUAUCGAAUAUACAUUUGUAAGGUAUUUUAUACUGUUUUGUACAUACAUGUACAAGGGGAAAAGGAUACAUACAUACAUACAUACAUACAUGCAUACACACAGACACGCUAUACAUAUAAUUACACACGCGCGUGUGUGUAUAUGUAUACGACGACAGUUUUUAUACUGUUUUAAGAAUUAUCAUUGCAUCGAGCGAAUACGAAAGACUUAGAAAAUUGUAUUUGCGAACCUAACGGAAACAAUAAUUCUCUAACCCUAUUCCCAGACUAAUUAUAUUCCCUAUAACUAUACGGGGUGAUCCAUUUUAUUCUAUAAAUAAAUUCAUCUUGGACGAUGGAGCCGUUUAUAAAAAGGUUUAAAAAAUGUUCGAGUAAACUCGAAACGAUCAUGGCGCUUCCACCUAUUUUAUUAAUAUUAUGCACAUGUAUAUGUUCCCGUCGUUAUCUUUCACCAUCCGUGGUUUCGACGUUUCUUCCCGUAUAAGUUCGUUUGUACAUUAAAAUGGAACAUCCUUCAGCCACGUUCCCAUGUACAUAUAUAUAGUGCGCGGGGGAUGGGGGCACAGGAGAUGCGUGAGAAUGUGGAUUUAUACGUAUUAUAUCGUAGCUGUUAAUCGCGUAAUUGUACUUUAGGUGUCCACGGACAGAUUCGCGAAGCGAGCUUAAUUUUAAUGUCGCAUAGUAAUCUCUUUACUGUCAGUAUUACAAUACACUAGUGUACUUGACUCGCGAGGACACGCUUGGACGAUCCGCGUCGCGAGCAAUCGUUGCGAGCAAUCGUUGCGAGCAAUCGUUGCGAGCCGAGUAAGCAGAGUAUAGACAUAGCGUGUUCGUUUAGCUAUAGAACCAGUACCGCGAGCCAAAAUCGCGCCGUUAAGACAAAGCCGCGUUUUUAUUUUACACUUUGUACGGCUGCGCGCGUUCUUAGGAUUUCCUAACGGACGAAACAGAAGUAGGUACGUAAAAGUACAAGAUUUCAAGCAUGGAACGCACGAUACGGAACACGCUCGAGACGUGUUUUCGCUGCGAAUCAGUUCUAGCUCUGAGAAAUCUGACUGACGCGUACGAGUGCGUGGGUGGGCUGUCGCGUGUAUCGGCCGUCAACCAAAAUCAGAGACAACAUUCAAAUAUAAUCGUUACCUUUUUAAAUAUUCCUUUUGGUUACGACCAACCAAACUAUCAAUAACAAGUAUAAUUAACGGAAAUAGUUUUUUAUAACGAGCAAACCGUUAUUGAUUACCAGAAUUUUAUAUUAGUUACAAACAACCAUAUUCGACGAUUAAAAUUUUAUUUUUUAUCUACAGACAGUUAUUGUCUUCCAUUGUCGUGUGCUAGUCGAGGAAUACAGCUGGAGCCGGCCUACUCUGCUGUACCGAGUGAGGCUAUGUGCCUAUCCCAGCGGUGUUGAGUGCAUUUUCACCACUGCCAAGUUACACGACCUGAAACUACUAACCACCGAGCCUUGAUCACUCCAAGCCCAUUACUGCACUCUAAGGACUUUUAUUCUAGAGUCUUAUCUCACCCUGGAAGCAUGGAUUCCUGUCCCACGACUGUACUCUCGAUCCAUAUUUGCUUAGCCAGAGCCUCGUUAGCCGGCAACGCCGUUGCCCAGCGUCCACCGCGUGGAGGUGAGGUUGGCUCA